Messenger RNA from Bufo bufo (common toad), 1221 nucleotides. RefSeq names its product protein kinase C delta type-like. Bases 1 to 1221 code for a protein of 406 amino acids. Gene Ontology annotation, molecular function: ATP binding; protein kinase activity. Gene Ontology annotation, biological process: protein phosphorylation. Lineage: Eukaryota; Metazoa; Chordata; Amphibia; Anura; Bufonidae. The record is from RefSeq and is a predicted model, not a curated record. The transcript is spliced from 7 exons.
AUGACGUCCAGUGCAGAAGAAGACGAGGAGAAGAGGAGCGAAGAAGAGAAGAAGAUGAGUGGAGGAGAAGAGAAGAGGAAGAGGGAAGAUGACAGCCGACAGAAAGACACCAAGAAGAAGAGGAUUGCACCCAAUGCCAGAGUGUUGGAGGAUGAGGAGCCAAGAGCAGGACCCAGCACGGCUAUAACACCCAGAGCCAACACCCGACUUUCCAUCAGCGGGUUCAGAUUCCAUCAGGUGCUGGGUCGGGGCAGCUUCGGCAAAGUGGUCCUGGCUUCCGUCCGUGGCCGAAACAUCUACAAGGCCAUCAAGAUCAUCCCCAUAGAGGACAAUGCGGAAGCCCUACAGCGAGAGAGGCAGAUACUCCUGGAGGCCAGAGACUGCCCAUUCCUAUGUCAUCUCUCUGACGCUCUGCAGUCUCAGGCCCAUGCCUAUUUCAUCAUGGAGUACUUGUCCGGUGGCAGCCUUGAGUCACUGAUCGACAUGAGCGGCAAGCUGAACAUCGAAAAUGUCCGGUUCUACACGGCAGAAGUGAUCUGCGGCCUCCAGUUCCUCCACGGCCAUGGCAUCGCCCAUCGAGACAUCAAACCAGCCAACAUCAUGCUGGACACAGAUGGUCACAUCCGAAUUAUAGACCUGGGGCUGGCGCAAGACGGUCUGACCGCGUCCACUAAGAUCUAUGGACGGGCGGGAACAUACCGCUACAUGGCCCCAGAGGUGCACCUGGAUCAACCAUACACCGUAGCAGCAGACUGGUGGAGCCUGGGGGUUGUCGUGUCCAAAAUGUCAACUGGACAUUUCCCAUUUAAGGACAGCCACCAGAUGCAAUUGGUCUACCUGGCAAUCACCAAAGCAAAGCCAAGAUUUCCAACAUGGCUGGAGGUAGACCUGAAACAUCUCAUCAAGAAGCUGCUACGGAAAGAUCCAGAGAGGCGCCUGGGUGUGUCAGGAAACAUCAGAGACCACCCAUUUUUCGGAACCAUCUGUUGGGAGGAACUGGAGAUGAGGAGAGCGCAGCCUCCCUUUAGACCUUUCCAAGACUGCUCACAUGAGCAGUGGCGACCAAUCCAAGGGCAGCAGAAAGUGUCUUGGACUACCAAAUGCACGUCUGAGAAGCUUCUGGAUUACAGAAGAGGAGCCUGGGAUUUGGUGGAUCUGGAGGUCACCAGAGUCCUAAGUUAUCAGAAAAGUGGAAAAUACGAGAGCAGCAAAAAUGUUUAG